Molecule: messenger RNA, 2162 nt
Organism: Phodopus roborovskii (desert hamster)
Lineage: Eukaryota; Metazoa; Chordata; Mammalia; Rodentia; Cricetidae
Gene: Snta1
Product: syntrophin alpha 1
Exons: 8
Coding region: 141-1649 (502 amino acids)
Cellular component (GO): neuromuscular junction; sarcolemma; intracellular anatomical structure
Molecular function (GO): structural molecule activity; protein binding
Source: RefSeq, a predicted model, not a curated record
GAAGCUCCGCCCCCCGAGGCCCGGGGUAGGGUGGCGGCUGGCUCAGCAGCCCUGCCGCCCUCUGCCCUGGGCGCUGGGUCGGAGCCGGCCGGGUACGGUGGGACCGGGCGAGCGCAGCGGACUGGGACUUCAAGGCGAAGAUGGCGUCAGGCAGACGCGCUCCGCGCACCGGGCUGCUGGAAUUGCGCGCCGGGGCGGGCUCCGGGGCGGGAGGCGAGCGGUGGCAGCGGGUGUUGCUCACUCUGGCAGAGGACGCGCUGACCGUGAGCCCCGCCGACGGCGAGCCCGGCCCGGAACCCGAGCCCGCGCAGUUCAACGGCGCCGCUGAGCCAGGCACGGCGCCCCCGCAGCUGUCAGAGGCUCUGCUGCUCCAGCGGCGCCGCGUGACGGUGCGCAAGGCCGAUGCCGGCGGGCUGGGCAUCAGCAUCAAGGGGGGCCGGGAAAACAAGAUGCCUAUUCUCAUUUCCAAGAUCUUCAAGGGACUGGCAGCUGACCAGACAGAGGCACUCUUUGUUGGGGAUGCCAUCCUGUCUGUGAAUGGUGAAGAUUUGUCCUCUGCCACCCAUGAUGAAGCGGUACAGGCCCUCAAGAAGACAGGCAAGGAGGUGGUGUUGGAGGUUAAGUACAUGAAGGAGGUCUCACCGCAUUUCAAGAAUUCUGCUGGCGGGACCUCGGUCGGCUGGGACUCACCUCCUGCCUCGCCUCUUCAGCGUCAGCCUUCUUCCCCUGGCCCCCAGCCCUGGAACCUCAAUGAGGCCAAACACAUAUCCUUGAAGAUGGCAUAUGUCUCGAGGAGGUGCACUCCCACUGACCCGGAACCCAGGUAUCUGGAGAUCUGGGCAGCAGAUGGCCAGGACACUCUCUUCUUGAGGGCCAAGGAUGAGGCCAGUGCAAGGUCAUGGGCAGGUGCCAUCCAAGCCCAGAUCAGCACUUUCAUACCUUGGGUCAAGGACGAGCUGCAGGCACUGCUGACAGCCACAGGUACAGCUGGGAGCCAGGACAUCAAGCAGAUUGGCUGGCUGACAGAACAGUUGCCCAGUGGAGGUACAGCCCCAACCCUGGCCCUGCUGACAGAGAAGGAGCUGCUCCUCUACUGCUCUCUCCCCCAGACUCGAGAGGCCCUGAGCAGGCCAGCUCGUACUGCACCGCUCAUUGCCACCAGGCUGGUGCACUCGGGCCCCUCCAAGGGCUCAGUGCCCUAUGACGCAGAACUCUCCUUUGCCCUGCGCACGGGCACCCGUCACGGUGUGGACACUCACCUGUUCAGUGUGGAGUCACCACAAGAGCUGGCAGCCUGGACCCGACAGCUGGUGGAUGGCUGUCACCGGGCUGCCGAAGGUGUGCAAGAAGUGUCUACAGGUGUGCCAGCCUGCACAUGGAAUGGUCGUCCCUGUAACCUCUCUGUGCAUAUCGACAAGGGCUUCACACUGUGGGCAGCUGAGCCAGGAGCAGGCCGAGCAGUGCUGCUCCGACAGCCCUUCGAGAAGCUGCAGAUGUCAUCAGAUGAUGGCACGAGUCUCCUUUUCUUGGACUUUGGGGGUGCUGAAGGAGAGAUCCAGCUGGACCUGCAUUCAUGUCCGAAAACUAUGGUCUUUAUCAUCCACUCUUUCCUCUCCGCCAAAGUCACCCGCUUGGGGCUCUUGGCCUAGAAGUCGUCAGAGGCACUAGCCCUGAAGAGGAUCAUUUACCCCGUGGCUUGACUUGUCCUUCUGCCGACUGCCUACUCAUCUUUGGGCUGAGGGAAGGGAGAGGAGGGGAACACGGGCGUCAGAGACCAGCCUGAGGAAGGCCGGCUUGGUCUUGGGGUAUGGGAUUCAGACCUGGGACAGUGGGUGUGGCUUGCGAUGGUCAGCCUUCCUACUGUUCGCCUCCACCAGUGCCUUUUGAAGAGAGAUAUUUUGUGUACACAGAAGCCAUUCCGACCCUGGGACCUGCCCCCUGUGGGGAUUCUGUCCCCAGCCAACAGCAGAGCUGCCAGGCCUCCUGGAGGCCCCAUACGCCACCCCUGAGAUCUCUGCAGCUGGAGUUUUCUGGGUCAGUGACAAGAGGAAGAAGAGGAACCUUUCUGUUCACUUUCCCCUGAGCCCCAUGGGGCAUCUGUUUUCUCUUCCUCUCUCUCCUCCUUCCUCUUGGAUAAUAAACAGCCUGUGAGCACAGAGGCA